CACAAAUUAGUGGAUUACACGUAUACUUCCAAGAAACUCUGCGCCUCUCUCUCUCUCUCACCGAAACAUACACAGUCACUCUCUACUCUCUUCGCUAGCUACAAUACACGAAGAUCUAGGCAACCACUGACACUGAGUCGGCAUUUUCAUUUGUUUUCGGCCUAUAAAGCUCACGCGCGCGUAUUCACCAUGGACCGGAAGCGAACCGACAGCCCGCUCUACGUUCGCCAAUGGAGCAGCGAAUCCAGCACCACAGGAACCAACCCGUCCUCACCGGUCAUGUCCCCGUCGCGUGCGCCCCACGUGCGCUCCUCCUCCGCCACCGCCUUCUCGACCGUCAAGCGAAACCAGAACUUCGCAGCCAAAGCCGCGGCUCAUCGCCUCGCUCAGGUUAUGGCCUCCCAGACCGCCGACGACGACGACGAUGAAGACGACGGCGACGACCUAGGGUUCCGUUACAGUGCUCCUCCACCUUUCGCUCUCUCAAGGACCGCCCUCAAAACCACCACCACCACUACCAAAAACCCUGAGGUUCCGCCUAUCAGGACUAACAGAUCUCCUUCAACUGCGAACUUUGUAGAGGAAACUCAGUCAGUUCGCUCGACGUCAACGGGAAGGCCAUCAUCCAUGUCGACUCGUGCGGCGGUGCCAUUGGUACCCCCAAAUAAUGCACCAUUGAGAACUGCGGUGUCUCUGCCGUCAAUAGAGUCUCCUUCUGCAAUUAUGCAAAGCAAUAAGAGAUUCUCAUCAGAUAUGGGACAUUUCAAAUCAAAUGAUUUUGGAGAUCAUCGUGAGGCUUCUGCACUUUGUGAUGAACUUGAUAUUCUGCAAGAAGAGAAUGAGAAUAUUCAUGAAAAGCUCAGGCUUGAGGAAGAUAGAUGUGACGAAGCAGAAGCCAGAGUUAAGGAGCUUGAGAAACAGGUUGCUGCUCUUGGAGAAGGUGUAUCUUUGGAAGCUAAACUCUUGAGCAGAAAGGAAGCUGCGCUGCGUCAAAAAGAGGCUGCACUUAAAGAUGCAAAAAAGCCCAAGGGUGGAGUAGAUAAGGAAAUUGAUUUGCUUCGAUCUGAAGUGGUGAAUGCAAAAGAUGGGGCUGCAGCUGUUAUGCAACAGCUUCAUGGAGCUGAAUCUGAAGUAAAUGCUCUUCGAUCAAUGACACAAAGAAUGAUACUGACUCAGAAAGAGAUGGAAGAAGUUGUUCUGAAGAGGUGUUGGCUUGCUCGCUACUGGGGCCUAGCUGCAAAAUAUGGUAUCUGUGCGGAUAUUGCAAUGUCAAAGUAUGAACAUUGGUCUUCCUUAGCCCCUCUUCCAUUUGAGGUUGUCCUUUCUGCAGGACAAAAGGCCAAGGAGGGAGGUUGGGAAAAAGGUGAUGAUGAUCCUGAGAAGAGGAACAAAGUUCAGGACGUCAAUGAUUUUUUAACUGGAGAAGGAAAUAUCGAGAGCAUGCUUUCAGUUGAAAUGGGAUUGAAAGAGCUUGCUUCCUUGAAGGUUGAGGAAGCCAUUGUGCUCUCACUGGCCCAACAACGUCGACCAAACUCUACUCGACUAUCUAUUUCAGAUUUUAAAUCACCAAGUGAUCCGAAGUUUAUGGAGGCAUUUGAACUAAGCCCAGAGGAGUCUGAGGAUGUUCUUUUCAAGGAGGCAUGGCUUACAUAUUUCUGGAGAAGAGCCAAAGCUCAUCGUAUUGAGGAGGAUAUUGCAAAAGAACGGCUUCAGUUUUGGAUUAACCGCAGUGGGAAUUCGCCAACUUCACAUGAUGCUGUUGAUGUUGAGCAAGGUCUGAUGGAGCUCAGGAAAUUGGGGAUUGAGCAUCGACUUUGGGAAGCAUCUCGGAAAGAAAUUGACCAGGAUUCUUCCACUUUGAUUGCACGGAAAGCUGCUGCAUAAUUGAAGAGUACUGGUUGACAAACAACUGCGGGCUUGAGAUGCUUUAGUUUCUUUCUUGUUUUGGCCUCUCCCUUUUUUUUUUUUUCUUUUUUUUUAGGAUUUUCUUUUAGUUUGGAAGAAAUUAUACCCUUGUAUCUAAUGAAAGCGCUACGCCUUGAAUGGAAGUUGCAGACUUGCAGUAGCCCUCAGUAUACAAGAUAUGAACUCGCAUAAUUUGAGAACUGAAAUGUAAGAUAGGUGUUCGAGGUU
Molecule: messenger RNA, 2133 nt
Organism: Corylus avellana
Lineage: Eukaryota; Viridiplantae; Streptophyta; Magnoliopsida; Fagales; Betulaceae
Product: myosin
Biological process (GO): cytokinesis by cell plate formation
Source: RefSeq, a predicted model, not a curated record